Molecule: messenger RNA, 315 nt
Organism: Trichophyton rubrum CBS 118892
Lineage: Eukaryota; Fungi; Ascomycota; Eurotiomycetes; Onygenales; Arthrodermataceae
Exons: 1
Coding region: 1-315 (104 amino acids)
Source: RefSeq, a predicted model, not a curated record
AUGCACAUGGCACGGUCUCCUUUUAAAGCUUUCCAGAGAAUCGGGACAGGGCCACACCGGCCGCUUAUCAAAGCAGUACUUAGUCCAAUGAUUGUCACCGGAAGUGUCAGAGUUGGGAACGGAGUCGAUCCUUCAGACGGGGCCUCAGGUGAGGCGUUGAAUCGGGGAAACUCUGGGUUGGGCGUAAGGGAAAGAGAAAGAAGGAGAAGAAGGAGAAGAAGAAGAAGACAAGGGGCUAGAGAGAGAAAAAUAAUAAUAAUAAUAAUAAUUCAAGCCGGAGCAGAGGUAAGAAAAAGGAACGGGAAGGGAGGUUGA